AAUGGUGGUACCUCUGGUGGUACCUUUUGACUUGCCGGUAACUUGUUUUUGCUCAUGCGUUAAAAGCGUCAUUUUUGGCUUAAAUAUUUUUAUCAAUCAUUAUAAUCUCUAGAAUUUUAUCGAUUUAUACUGUUAGAUUUCGGAAUAGUCUCCGACUUGUAAGGGGCUUAGAAAUCCAAUUGAAAACAGUUGAAAACUGCCUAACCUAUAUUACACACUGGCCGUGGAUUCUUCUGGAAGUUUCGGGAAUAUAAUGUUCUGAAAGCAUUUUUUACAAAAUGCUGGGAUUAAUUGUGUCCAGCCGUUUGGUUCAAACGAACUUCCAACAAGUUUCCGAAAACCAGUUUCUGAUCACAGUUCCAGAUGCCGACAAUAUCAACCAUAUUGUCGUUUUCCUCACGGGGACGAUUCCCUUUGCGGAAGGAAUGGGGGGAGCAGUUUACUACAGUUGGCCAGAUCCAAACGCGCCUCCAAACUGGCAAUUUCUAGGAUAUAUUUCCAAUUCCAAACCAUCAGCUAUUUUCAAGAUAUCUAACUUAAAGAGAAAUCAUGAAUUUGAGAACCAAAAUCUUGAUAUUUUCGGCAUGAAUAAAAUAUCUCAUGUUGCUCAAGUUGGAGUUUCUGUGGAGCCUUUAGCAGUUCUUGAACAACAAGCUGCCAUGGUUUCAGCUGCAGCAACCAAUUCUUUCGUAGAAUUCGCUCAGAAAAUGCUCUCAAAUUUUUUAAAUUACAUUUCUAGUUUCUCAGUAACUCAGAGCCAAAUGACACCAAAUCCGACCGAAAAUUUCGUUCCUCUUUCGAGAGUUCAAGCGUGGUACGAGACUUUUGAGAGGAGAUUAGCACAGAAUCCAAAUUUUUGGAAAACAUGAUGGACGUAAAAUGGAUCUCAAACAUAAGCCAGUUUCUUUCGAUCUGAUGGAUAGGAUACAAUUUCAGAUGUGAAAGACAUUUGAGAUAUUUUGGAAGUCAGAUUGAGAUAACUGAACUAUCUAAUUUUCCUUAAGUGAUUAUUGUGUGACUAUUUUGAGUGAAUGUAGAUUUGAGAAAAUGUUUUUGAAUAAUUUUCUCAUGAAUUUCUAAUAUCCCUGCAAAUUUAUAAAUGUGAGCUCGCAUUUUUACGAAAAUUUAAACCAAUUUUUUUAUUAAGACUAUUUACGAACUCAUUUAGAUUAGUGAGAUUGCGAAUUAGUAAUCUUAAUCAAGAAGUAAUAAAGGAAGAUCAAAAUUUUAGCAAGAAAUGUCUUUUUUUAACUUGGUUUUGGAAUAAAAAAUUUGAAAUAAAAAAUUGUUUAUUUCUAUGUAUUGAGGUAAGUUGCGGAGUAAGCAGGUCAAACGUGAGCGAUCCAUUUUUGUUUUUUGAUAAGAAAUUGAGAUGUGUUUAUGUAUAUUUGGAAUAUAAUCAAUCUUGAGUUUGUCAAAAAAA
This is a messenger RNA of Belonocnema kinseyi, 1423 nucleotides long. RefSeq names its product protein OPI10 homolog. Gene Ontology annotation, cellular component: cytosol; nucleus. The record is from RefSeq and is a predicted model, not a curated record. The transcript is spliced from 3 exons. The coding region runs from base 279 to 869 and encodes 196 amino acids. NCBI's taxonomy places the organism in Eukaryota, Metazoa, Arthropoda, Insecta, Hymenoptera, Cynipidae. Gene Ontology annotation, biological process: protein import into nucleus. Gene Ontology annotation, molecular function: Hsp70 protein binding; nuclear import signal receptor activity.